Messenger RNA from Thamnophis elegans (Western terrestrial garter snake), 1189 nucleotides. Its product is annotated as transmembrane protease serine 11C-like. The transcript has 6 exons. Gene Ontology annotation, biological process: proteolysis. NCBI's taxonomy places the organism in Eukaryota, Metazoa, Chordata, Lepidosauria, Squamata, Natricidae. The coding region runs from base 1 to 1083 and encodes 360 amino acids. The record is from RefSeq and is a predicted model, not a curated record. Gene Ontology annotation, molecular function: serine-type endopeptidase activity.
AUGUUCUGUGUCAUCUACCAGCAAUUGCUGUUAAGCCUGUGCCAGGUCCAGCUUUGCGAAGAUGGUACCCUCACCGAGGGAAUGGAGCAAGUGCUGGACUACUGGCACCAGGUUUGCGUGGGCAAGGAGGGUGUGGUUCAGAGUGCAUUUAUAGUUGGCGCAUAUCCAGAGAAAGAGAGCAAGAAGGACAUGAUAGACAGCAAACCACUCAAGCAUCAACAAGUGUGGACCAACUUUCUCUCAGAGGUACAAGAAGCUAAGGGACAAAGACCAACCCGCGUGGUUACCAGGCGAAUGGAACAGGAACUAAAAAAGCAACAAGCACAAGCCACCGUUCAAGAACCUACAGUCUGUGGGCUUCGAAAUAACAGAUCAUUAGGAUCAUCAAGAAUUACUGGAGGAGUAUCAUCUGUAGAAUGGCCCUGGCAAGCCAGUCUCCAGAGAAACAAAAUCCAUCGUUGUGGUGCAACAUUGAUCAGCAACACAUGGCUUCUGUCUGCAGCACAUUGCUUCAGAGAAGCAAAAAGUCCACAUAAAUGGACAGUUAGCUUUGGAACCUAUUUAAGACCUGCUCUAAUGAUACGGCUUGUCAAAACAAUUAUAAUUCAUGAAAAAUAUCGGAAUACAGGCCAUGAACAUGAUAUUGCUGUUCUGCAGUUGACUAAAAGUGUAGACUUUACAAGGGCUAUUCAUCGAAUUUGUCUCCCAGAUUCAAAUGAAAGGAUUCCAUAUAAUAUUGAUGCUGUGGUUACAGGAUGGGGAGCACUUAGUAAUGAGGGUGAAACCCCUAAUGUCCUCCAGGAAGCAACAGUAAAGCUCAUAGACACCAAAGUUUGUAAUAGAAGGGAAGUGUACAAUGGGGCAAUAAAACCUGGAAUGAUAUGUGCUGGAUAUCUUGAAGGAGGAAUUGAUUCCUGUCAGGGUGACUCCGGGGGUCCACUGAUGGCAAUUGAUUCAAGACAAAUGUGGUAUCUUGUUGGCAUUGUGAGUUGGGGGGAUGAAUGUGGAAAACCAAAUAAGCCUGGUGUCUACACACGAGUAAUUUACUAUCGAGACUGGAUUACUAAAUAUACUGGGCUUUGAUAUAAUAAAUAUAAAAAGCAUCACAUGUUUGAAGCUGUAUAGAUGACAUCUAGGUGGUACAAAGGACUAUGAUUUUAUAUAAGAGUAUUUGUGUUAUUUCAUAAGU